AUGGGGUUUUCGGACAUUCUGAAGCCUUUUCGCCGAGAGUUCAAGUUCCAUUCGCUCAAGACAGAGAGUCACGACGGCUAUGAGGAAGACAUUGAGUCAGAGGAGCUCUUGACAAAGAGGAGUCCAAACGAACGAGGUCCCUCGACCGCUUGGAUCUACCUGACAAUUGCAAACGUUGGCAUACUGAGCAUCACUGUCUCUCUAAUCCUCAGUGGUAAGGGCAGUUUCUCGAAGGAAGAGAAAAAUGCCAUUCUUAGGCCAGUGUCAUGGUGGUCACCCGUUCUAGAUGACAUAGAGGUCCCCAGCUACACCACAAUGCUGAAUGGCACGUUCUUUCCUCUACCAGAGGUCUCGAUCGCCCGAGAGGAGCCCAGCGCUGCAAACGACGCCGCUUGGGCGAAGUAUGAGAAGGUCUUGACCCAUGUUGUCACCCGAGAACAGGUUCUGAAGCUAGGCAAAGAUCCUGAAACAAUAGCUCGGUUUGAUAAUGAGUAUUGGGGCUUCGGCGAUGAUGCGUACAUGGUUCAGCUCGAUGUGAUGCAUCAAAUCCACUGUCUGAACAUGUUGCGUAAAGCUGCUUUCGCCGACUAUCCAGGCUAUGAACCUGAAAUGGAACACAAAGACAAAUUCGGGUGGAUUCAUCUUGGCCAUUGCACUGAUCUACUGCUGCAAAACAUUCAGUGCAAUGCUAAUACAGAGGUACUGACUCUGGACUGGGUGGAGGGCCGUCAGGCUCCAUGGCCGGAUUUCAGUGUGAAUCGCAAAUGUCGGGACUUCAAUGCGUUGGCAGAGUGGCAGCAUGAGAAUGCUGUUGACGCCGACAAGUUCGACGCGAUGCAUGCUCCCAAGGACGCCUUCGUGUGGCCAGCCCCAUGGAAAAAACAAGACUACGAACUAGGCGUGAAGUUGGGUGACCAUCAUAUGCAGGAAGGGCAAGUUCUCGGGGACCCACACCCACAUAUGCCUCAUGACCAUCAGUAAUCGGAGAAUCAGUUAUUGUAUUAAUUUUCACGGUGGUGCAGAAACCGGAUAUGAGUGAAUCAAGUAUCACGUUUGGCUU
Molecule: messenger RNA, 1060 nt
Organism: Aspergillus homomorphus CBS 101889
Lineage: Eukaryota; Fungi; Ascomycota; Eurotiomycetes; Eurotiales; Aspergillaceae
Product: oxidase ustYa family protein
Exons: 3
Coding region: 1-981 (326 amino acids)
Biological process (GO): mycotoxin biosynthetic process
Source: RefSeq, a predicted model, not a curated record